AUGAUUAAUAGUUCAUCAAUAAUAUCAUCAUCAGAUAAUACUCUUAUUGCACUUGUUGCAGAAUUAUAUGAACGUACUAAACAAUCAUCAACAUUACCAUAUGAAGCUUUACCUUUAUUACGUCCAUUACCAUUAUUACCUGGACACAUUGGUUUAUCGGAUCGUUUAAUGAAUAAAAUGGUUUUAGAAUUUGCUGCAUCAACACAAUAG
This is a messenger RNA of Rotaria sp. Silwood1, 210 nucleotides long. The record is from the annotation of a GenBank genome assembly. Lineage: Eukaryota; Metazoa; Rotifera; Eurotatoria; Philodinida; Philodinidae.